UUCCGGAAAUGUCCACACUCCCACGUUCCAUCGGGCAGCAUCCGGCGGCAGCGGGGCCUGUGGCUCCCCCUGCGGGCGGCUUGGCGGCGUGCACGGUCCGGCCUCCUGGCUGGUGGGGUGCUGAGGCUCGGGCAGCAUGACGACGGAGACCUUUGUCAAGGAUAUCAAGCCCGGGCUCAAGAAUCUGAACCUUAUCUUCAUUGUGCUGGAGACAGGCCGGGUGACCAAAACAAAGGACGGCCACGAGGUUCGGACCUGCAAAGUGGCAGACAAAACAGGCAGCAUCAAUAUUUCGGUCUGGGACGACGUGGGCAACCUGAUCCAGCCUGGAGACAUUAUCAGGCUCACCAAAGGAUAUGCUUCUGUGUUCAAAGGUUGUCUGACACUGUAUACUGGCCGUGGGGGUGAUUUACAGAAGAUUGGAGAAUUCUGUAUGGUCUAUUCUGAGGUUCCUAACUUCAGUGAGCCGAACCCAGAGUACAGCACCCAGCAGGCACCCAACAAAGCGGGGCAGAACGACAGCAGUCCUACAGCCCCCCAGGCUACCACUGGACCCCCUGCUGCCUCACCAGCUUCUGAGAACCAGAACGGGAAUGGACUAAGCACCCCACCAGGUCCUGGUGGUGGCCCACACCCCCCUCACACUCCCUCCCACCCACCUAGCACCAGAAUCACUCGAAGCCAGCCCAACCACACACCAGCUGGCCCUCCUGGCUCCUCCAGCAAUCCCAUAAGUAACGGCAAAGAAACACGCAGGAGCAGCAAGAGAUAGCAAGACAUUCUUCCUUUUCUACUGCCAUCAGCAUAACCCAGGUGUCUGCUAGAGAAAUAGACAGGCUAAUAGGUUUCUGGCUUUGGGGUGGGGGCUGGAGUAGCAGCCCUAGCCACUAAGGGGUGGUGAGCUGCGUGGCUUUAUUCACCCAAAACUCAUAAUCCCUCUUGUCCAGCUGAGCUGCCUGUCCCCUGUGAUCCAGGACCCUCUACCUGCCCUCUUUCCUCUUUAGAAACUAUAGUUACAUAGUUUGUUUCCUAUGUAAUGUGGGGGUAUAAUUGAAAUCCUCCUUCCUAAUAAAUGUUUCCACUCUU
Messenger RNA from Urocitellus parryii (Arctic ground squirrel), 1086 nucleotides. RefSeq names its product nucleic acid binding protein 2 (gene Nabp2). Gene Ontology annotation, biological process: response to ionizing radiation; double-strand break repair via homologous recombination; mitotic G2/M transition checkpoint. Gene Ontology annotation, cellular component: SOSS complex. Lineage: Eukaryota; Metazoa; Chordata; Mammalia; Rodentia; Sciuridae. The record is from RefSeq and is a predicted model, not a curated record. Gene Ontology annotation, molecular function: DNA binding.